Molecule: messenger RNA, 1078 nt
Organism: Cannabis sativa
Lineage: Eukaryota; Viridiplantae; Streptophyta; Magnoliopsida; Rosales; Cannabaceae
Product: squamosa promoter-binding protein 1-like
Exons: 2
Coding region: 294-833 (179 amino acids)
Cellular component (GO): nucleus
Molecular function (GO): DNA binding
Source: RefSeq, a predicted model, not a curated record
GCUCUCCAACUUUUUUCAGGACCUUUCCCCAAGUAAAACUAGCCAGUUGGCUUUCACAAUAAGUGGUCUCCAAGCUCCUAACAGAUUCUAUAUAAACCUAUAAACUUUUCUAACUUUCUUAAUUGGGAUCAAUAUAUAUCCUUCUUAUUUUCAAUUUUUCAUGGAAGCGAAGCCUACGAACUAUAUAAUAUAUAUGAUCAACUGAUCAGGAAAACUUGGAGAAAAAAUUGGACAAUAUAUAGUACUAUAGGUAGGUACUAAAUAUAGAGAGAGAGAGGUAUUAAUUAAUAGGUAUGAACAAUAAUGAGGAUGAAGAAGUGGUACUCGGGGGCGAAUCAGGUGAAUCGAGCGGCAGCUUGAUUAUGAAUCAUGACAAGGAUAAGAGGAAGAGAGGAGCAGGGGCACCAUAUUCAUCAUCAUCAUCAUCAUCAAGGGCGUCGGGAGGUGGCGGUGGUGGUGAUGUCUCGCCAGCAAGGUGUCAGGCAGAGAGGUGUGGAGCUGAUCUAAGUGAUGCCAAACGUUAUCACCGCCGCCAUAAGGUCUGUGAGUUUCAUUCCAAGGCAUCAAUAGUAUUCGUUUCCGGACUUCAACAGCGCUUUUGCCAGCAAUGUAGCAGGUUCCAUGAAAUAUCUGAGUUUGAUGAUGCAAAAAGAAGCUGCCGGAGGCGUUUGGCUGGACAUAAUGAGAGACGCAGGAAAAGCUCAGUUGAGUCUUAUGGAGACGCUAAAACCUCGAAAGAAACUCAACAGUUUAAUAGGUCAGAGUUCGAUGACCAGCAAAGGCCCAAGUAUCUGGGCAGUUCUACUUACAAGCAUCUCCAUUUUAGAUCAUGAGACAAAUACUCUUGCACUAUAAAAUAUACAUAUAUGCUCCCUCUCUUCUGUCACUCAUAUAUAUUACGAUAUAGAUAUAAAGACAUAUAUAUAAAUAACUGGUGCGUGUAUCUAUCGGCCAUGUUCUGACAUGCUCCAUGGUCUCGUAAGAAUAAGUUGAAGUCUCUUGACUUUCUAUUAUCUGCUUGGUUUAGUGUUUAAGAGUUUAACACUUACAUAAAUAAAAUUUUAAGCUUUUAUUAUUG